Molecule: messenger RNA, 909 nt
Organism: Purpureocillium lilacinum
Lineage: Eukaryota; Fungi; Ascomycota; Sordariomycetes; Hypocreales; Ophiocordycipitaceae
Product: twinfilin-1
Biological process (GO): barbed-end actin filament capping; actin filament depolymerization
Cellular component (GO): cytoplasm; actin filament
Molecular function (GO): actin filament binding; actin monomer binding
Source: RefSeq, a predicted model, not a curated record
AUGAACCCAGUCAACACCAAGCCUUACCGCCUCCCGGACAAUGCCACCUGGUUGAUUACGGGAUGCUCCAGCGGCAUCGGGCGCGAGAUUGCCAAGUUCAUCUUCGAGCAACCCGGGCAGCGCCUCAUUGCGACCGCGCGAGACCCCUCGACGCUCUCGUAUCUCCCCGACCAAGGCGACAGGGUCUUCAAGACCGCGCUAGACGUCACGUCGCCCGAGUCGGUCGACAAGGCGUUCGAGGCCGCGGCCGCACACUUUGGAGACAGCUUCUACGUGGACGUGGUCGUGAACAACGCCGGGUACUCGCUGUCUGGGGACACGGAGUCGGCGACGGAGGAGCAGUCGCACCAGGAAAUCGAGACGCUCUUCUUCGGGACGGCGCGCGUUACGAUGAGGGCCGUUCGCGAGAUGCGCCAGGACAAGAACCACCGCGGCGGCGUCAUCUUCAACGUGUCGUCGCUUGCGGGCGUGUGUGCGUUCCCGGGCCAUGCGUACUAUCACGCGGGCAAGUUUGCCGUCGAGGGCUGGACAGAGAGCGUGGCGCGGGAGAUGCACCCUGACUGGAACAUCAACUUUUGCAUCGCCGAGCCCAGCGGCGUCAAGACCAACUUUGAGGGCAGCAGCAAGAAGUACAUGGCGCCGCACCCGGCGUAUGCGGGCGGGGACAUGCCUGCGCGCAAGCUUGAGACCUACGUCAGGAAGGGACUGCAGCAGGGCGCGGGGAUUGAGCCCAUCGCCAUCGCGCAGGCACUCUUCAAGGUUGCGAGCCGAGGGGAAAAGGUGCCUCUGCACCUGCCCAUGGGCCCCGUGGCGGUGCAGCUCAUCCGGAGCAAGCUCGAGGCCAGGCUCGAGGACCUCAAGGCGGAGAACGUGCUGUCUGGCUUUUCGGCUGGUGGUGCGCGCUCAUAG